AUGCCAUCAUUUCGAAGCUCUCGUCGGGUUACCGGCCUGAAGGAUAGUGAUUACGACCACGAGAUUGACCUCGUCAACCACGACGACCGCGUUGCAUCGCCGAGUAUCGAGACCAUUGGUGGAGCCACCCGUGCAUCGACCAGAUCACGACUGCUUCGAGACGAAGAUCAAGAGGGGGAUCAAGAUGCGAAUGCAGAUGCAAACGACGAUACGGAGCGCAACGUUGCCCACGAUGCUGGCUCCUCUCGGCAAUCUGCAGAAGAAGAACAGAACCAGCAGUUAAAGCCCGCGAAACGACAGAGUGCGCCAACGCUUGAGCCUCAAACCACGACAGCCACGACAGCUCCUUCAAUCGAAGUCGAAGGACCCACACCCCAGGAAGGCCCCAUACCCAUACGAAAUGGUACCCAAAAAGCAAGACCAGCGACAGCAGAGCGGGAAACGGCCAUCGACGUACUGUGGGAGAACGAGAGAGGCUGUAUAGUCUGCGGUAUCGCCCUCUUUUCUGGAAAGGCCCUGGGCAACCUCGACCCCUCCCCAUGGCAGAACCAGUUUCACAAGACAAGUCCUACGACGACAAAGACAGCUCAAGUUCCCGAUCCAUCAUGGGAGUGGGCAUGGCCUGAGUGGAGAGUACAUCGGCCCGAAGGCGUGACAACGGACGAGUUUGGAUGGGAAUACUCGUUCAUGUUCUACAAGAAGUUUUCAUGGCAUGGGCCGAAGUGGUGGAACUCUUUCGUUCGCAGAAGGUGUUGGGUUCGCAAGCGAAUCAAGAAGAAGCCCGAGGACGUUUCAGACGAUCCGCAUAUGCUGAAUUCGGACUAUUUUACAGUCACGCCUGCUAAUCACAGCCGCUCCUCUAGCGUAGCGGGCAGCAGGCGAGAGAGUAUCAGCAAGACGAGCAUACAGACCAGUGUGGCGGAGGAGAAGCCCGACAUAGAGGAUGUGCGGACGCUUAUGGCGGUCCUACGAGCUUCGCGAAUCGACCGCGAGAAGAUCGAGGCCGUCGAAAACUAUCUGGCACACGCCAAAGACAACCUCGAGCACUUGCAGGAUGAGAUGCACGAAAUUAUGGGCAUUUUUGUGUUCCAGGCCUCGAGGAGGCUUCUGCUGAGCCGCUUGACGCAGAUCUAUGACGAUGCGGUCGCCGCAGAUGAGCAGGAGGGCGACAGUGACAAGGCAAAGGAGAGAAAGGAGCAUCUUGCCGCGGCGAUCAAGCACGCGGAUGAGGAAGUGAAAAGGCUGUCGUAUUGGAGCGACGUCAAGGGUCUGGCAGAGAACGGCGAAGCCAAGCACGCUGUCGCAGAAAACGAAGGAUGGAACGAGAGUUGGCAGGGCGUUGAUCAGAGCGGUCCGGCCCACGUCAACUCUGGCGCCUUGCCUGGGUCACCCAAAAAGUGA
This is a messenger RNA of Colletotrichum spaethianum, 1401 nucleotides long. RefSeq names its product meiotically up-regulated gene 65 protein. The record is from RefSeq and is a predicted model, not a curated record. Bases 1 to 1401 code for a protein of 466 amino acids. Gene Ontology annotation, cellular component: membrane. The transcript is spliced from 2 exons. Lineage: Eukaryota; Fungi; Ascomycota; Sordariomycetes; Glomerellales; Glomerellaceae.